CACUUCCUGAAAGAUGGCGCUGACCAGGAGCUGUGCGGCUCUGUGGAGGACAAGCAGCCUGUUUCUCCCCAAACACCGGCUCCUGUUGCCCGCUGCUGCCCGGCUGCAGAGCACCGUGAGCGGGGACGUUCUGCCCAACACCUCGCUGUCCAGCCCUCCGUGGUCGGAGGCCCGCGUGCAGCCGGAGGAGGCGCUGCAGGCCCGGCACGCCGCCACAGUCAGCACCGUUAACCAGAUCAUCCACCAGCAGGACUUCGGUCGCAUCUUCGCCGUGGUUCACUUCUCCGGCCGCCAGUGGAAAGUCACCACCGAGGACCUGAUCCUCAUCGAGAACCACAUCGAGGCGGACUGCGGGGAGCGGAUCCGCAUGGAGAAGGUGCUGCUGGUCGGCGGAGAAGACUUCACCUUGAUCGGGAGGCCGCUGCUCGGGAAGGAGCUGGUCCGGGUUGACGCCACGGUCAUAGAGAAGACCGAGUCCUGGCCCAAAGUACACAUGAGGUUCUGGAAGAGACACCGGUUCCAGCGCAAGAGGAUCAUCAUCCAACCUCAGACUGUGCUGAGGAUCAACAGCAUCCAGCUCAACCCAACACUGACAUGAUGAAGAGGAGGAGGAGGAAGAUUAUCACACACACAGACUGACUGACUCUGCAUGGUUAUAAAUAUGUAAACAAACAUGUCGAUAACUGUGGUUUCACUCAGAGUUGCUUUAACAGCAACAAACUAAAGACAGUGGAGCAGAUGUUGCUCUUUUUUUGGUUUGUUAUUGUAAAUAAUUCAAUAAAUUGUUUGCAGAAAUGUGA
Molecule: messenger RNA, 800 nt
Organism: Scomber scombrus (Atlantic mackerel)
Lineage: Eukaryota; Metazoa; Chordata; Actinopteri; Scombriformes; Scombridae
Gene: mrpl21
Product: mitochondrial ribosomal protein L21
Exons: 1
Coding region: 14-598 (194 amino acids)
Cellular component (GO): mitochondrial large ribosomal subunit; ribosome
Molecular function (GO): structural constituent of ribosome
Source: RefSeq, a predicted model, not a curated record